Messenger RNA from Stegodyphus dumicola, 1930 nucleotides. RefSeq lists its product as uncharacterized. Lineage: Eukaryota; Metazoa; Arthropoda; Arachnida; Araneae; Eresidae. The record is from RefSeq and is a predicted model, not a curated record.
CAAUAACGGAAAAGAUAGUGCUUUCGUUCUAUAGUCUACUUGAUUAUGUGAUUGGCAGAUAAAGGACACCCUUUUUCAGCAAUCCGAAGUGGUGCAUAAGGCAAUGCCUUCCCAUAUUUAAAUGUGCUCGACUGGGAUCAUACUAAAAAAUGUCGGUUUGGAGCUGGAAGAGGAGUGGAUGGUUGACUGGUGUCUUCAUGUUAUUCUUGGCAACAGCUACCCUGCUAAGCAUAAGUUCAGUAGGCUUUAGGUCAAGAUUUAAAGCAAUCACAUCUUACCUUAGUUUUGAUGGAGGAUAUUAUCCAGAAAUGGGAUUUUUUAAUACAUUUCUCUAUCUCUCCAUUUUAACAGGUCCAAUGUGCGUUGCACUGCGCUAUGUGUUUGUUGAAGACCAGAAUACACGGACAUCCAGUGUCACAAAUCUGUUGAAUGUAAUUGCUUUUUUUUCAGGAAUUUUAUCCUUUAUUGGUCUUCUCAUCAUUGCAUCUUUUCCCUCUAUUUCCAAGCUAAAAGACGGUCUGUUUCAAGCUGUCGGAGCUUUCAUGUUUUUCGGAAUGGGAGUAAUAUUUGCUGCUAUUCAGACGACAAUCACAUACUUACAAUCGAAAUUUUGUCUUAUAUUCCUCAUACGUGCCACAAUUACAAUAGCUUUGACAGCUUCCUGCAUUAGUUUUAUAACUCUUCAUGAGAUGUAUACAGCCGGCUCAUUUGCAUUCGAAAAAAAUGAAAGCGUUUCAAAUACAACCGUACAAAUAGGAGAGAGUGUGAAUUAUGAAAGUCCAGUGCCGUACAUUGUAUUUGGUUUGGAGAGAAUCUUCGUUCUGUUUUAUUCGCUGGUCUUCCUUAGUUUCUUCCCGGAUUUCCAAAAGAUAUCCACUUACGUUAUCAUCAGACCUUUGAUUAUGUCACACACGAGUGACGAUAGCAGCAGGAUGACAAUAAACGAAAGAGUGUAAGAGUGAUAUAAAUAAAAUUAGUUUUGACAUCGUACAUAAAACUUGAAUUAUUUGCUCUAUGAAAAAAAAUCCUAUACCAAGUUCUACUUGAAGCUCUAUUUAAUACAUGCGUUAUAGUUGCUUCAGAUCUUGUCUUUUUCAUGUGUACGUAAUCAGUAUUAAAAAUGUGUUUGAGAAAUAGAUGUUUCUCAGUCAACUGAAAAUACCCAAUAUUUCAAUAAAAUAUUGGGAAUUUUUCGGUUCAUAAUGAAAAUCUGCUUUUUAUUUCAUAGUUAUAUUUGAUUACAAAUACAAAAAUUUUGGUCUGCUUGGCGAAAAUACCUUUCAUUUUCUCCAGUUUUUAUACCAGAGAUAAUAGAAUAUCAUAGCAUAAAAGAAGAAAACGAAGACUGUAUUAUUCGAAAGUAUGACUUCUUUUUAAGGCGCUACUGCAUGGAAAAUAAUGCUCAUAAAUUUAAAAAAGUGCGUCGAGUAAAGUAACUUAUUAGAAUUUAGUAUUUAAAAUUAAUUCACUAACAUAUACAAUCUUUUAUUGGAACGUGGAAUUUCUGAUCCAUAGACAUCCUUAUGCCAAGCUGCCUAUGACAUGGCUGGAUGUAUGUGCAAAAUAGCAUCUUGAAUUUAAUUCUGAAUAGCUUGAAUAUUUACAGCACAAGGCAUUACCUUUCAUAAAGUCCCAGAAGAAAAGUCGAUCGAAAUAAUAUCAGAUCACUAUGGAAGCCAGGAAAUUGGGUUACUACGUUUAAUCCAAUUACCAAGGAUGCUAUCACUUAGAUCUUUUCUUAUGACUGUUAGGUUGCGUGAAAUUCACAUCUCAAUCCCUGCUUGUUAAAAUAAGACUAAUGUUCAGCAAACCAAAGAACACCAUACAGUUUCUACUGAGGCGACGCCAUUUUAUAUUUCACAAGACUGCUGCUGUGCAUAUCGGAAGACAUUUCAUGAUGACCUGCUGAAAUAAUAAAAUACUAAAAGUU